UUGGAAGAAAUAUUAAGGAUUAAACAUGAGUUCUAACGUUGUACCUCUUCCAAAUAGAGAAAAUAUUUCUCAUAAUGACCAAAACAAGCAGAAAGCCAAACUUUCCUUAAUUGAUAUUGUUUCAUCUCUCAAGGAAAGGACAGGCAAAUUGGAUACGAAGAAAGUAAUACAUAGUGUCAAAGUUGGUAUAGCUUUAGUAUUGGUAUCGCUUUUGUAUCUCCUGGAUCCUCUCUUUCAGAAAGUAGGACAAAAUGCCAUGUGGGCUGUUAUGACUGUUGUAGUUCUCUUCGAGUUCUUCGCAGGUGCUACACUAAGCAAAGGCAUAAACCGAGCUAUUGGUACCGUAUUGGGAGGAGGAUUGGGUUGUUUGGCUGCAAUUUUAGCUGACAAUAGUGGAAAAAUUGGUGGCGCCUUAGUUGUUGGAAUCUCUGUGAUUGUCAUAGGUGGGGGUGCAACGUACGCAAGGUUGAUACCAAGUGUGAAGAAGAGAUAUGACUAUGGAGUUAUGAUAUUCAUAUUAACAUUCAGUUUGGUGGUAGUAUCGGGUGUUCGAGCUGACAAAAUCAUGAAGUUGGCUGGAGAGAGGCUCUCCAACAUUGGAAUGGGCUUUGCUGUCUGCAUAUUUACAAGUUUCAUCUACCCCAUUCGGGCUAGCGAUGAACUUCAUUCCUCCACUGCUUCUAAGUUUGAUAAACUUGCCUCUUCUAUCCAAGGGUGCUUGGAGGAAUAUUUUGAGAUAGCCAAUGAUAAGGAAAAACAGCCAACAAUGGACGUUAGUGGAUGCAAAUCGGUGCUGCACUCGAAGUCCAGUGAUGAGUCAUUGGCAAAUUUCUCCAAGUGGGAACCUUGGCAUGGAAAAUUCGGAUUCUUUUAUCCAUGGGAGAAGUAUCUGAUUAUUGGAGAGGUUCUAAGGGAGCUUGCAGCAAUUGUCCUGUCAGUCAAAGGAUGUAUUCAAUCAGUCAGACAGCCAUCCCCAACACAAAGAGACAGCAUAAGAGAGCCAUGUGAAACAAUAGGAUUGUCACUAGCAACGAUUUUGACUGAGCUUGGAGAGAGCAUAAGGGAUAUGAAAUUAUGUCUUGCUAAAAUUUCGAUAAGUCCUAGAAUACAAUGCAUGAGACAAGAGCUAAGCCUCCUCGUAAGCUCGAACACUUUAGAGAAUAAUUCGACUGAAAGUCUUGGGUUGGCCAGCUUUAUAUUUCAAAUUCUGGAGAUGGUGGAGAAAGUGGAAUUGUUGGCUACAAGGGUGGAAGAACUUGGUGAAAUUGCUCGCUUUCCCAACAAGAAACUUGAUGUUUAACUGUAAUGUUUCUACUUAAUUAAGUUAUAUACAUGUUCAUGUAAAUAACUUUUUUACACUAUCAAGUCAUUCAAAAAAAUAUCUUAGAGUAAGCUUUCUUAAAAUAUAAAAUAUGCUACUAUUGAAAAUAAAACAGGGUACUACCUGACUGCAAGAGGUAAAGAUGACUUGAUGGUGUAAUGGCAAUGUAUAUAUAACAUCAGAUAUAGUGAUGGUGCUCUGUAACUGAAAGAGUUUAAGUGACCUACAUCCUUAAUAUAAGAAAUUCUUAUAGUAUACAUUUAUUAUCAUAAUGAUGAUGUGUAUAACUUAAAUAGAAAUAUGGGAAGAGUAUUUUGAAUCCUUCCCUUGA
Molecule: messenger RNA, 1652 nt
Organism: Lycium barbarum (goji berry)
Lineage: Eukaryota; Viridiplantae; Streptophyta; Magnoliopsida; Solanales; Solanaceae
Product: aluminum-activated malate transporter 13-like
Exons: 6
Coding region: 26-1300 (424 amino acids)
Biological process (GO): malate transport
Cellular component (GO): plant-type vacuole membrane
Source: RefSeq, a predicted model, not a curated record